CAAAAAAUCUACUCCCCAUUUCCACUCUUGUUUACAGCAAAUCAAAACGAAAUGGAGGGUUGUUUUUAAAGAGCUCAAAAUAACAAAUAAAAAAAAAAUACCUUCAAAUGACAGAUAUUUGGUAACCACACUCCAAUAAGGAAAAAUAGAAAUAACAGUAAAUAGAAAAUCCAUGAAAACUUGUAAUAUUUUUGAAAUAAAAUUAAAUAUUAAAAAAUUACCAAAUCAAAAGAAAAACGCGUAGAAAAAUUGUGUUUAGUUGUUGGUCAUGUCGUUGGAGGAUCCCUUCUUUGUGGUGAAAGAUGAAGUUUUUAAAGCUUUGAACAAGACUAGAGGUCUAUAUUUACGUUGGCGUGAACUCGGUGAAAAUUGCAAUAGUGCUGAAGCUGAAUGGACCACAAAUGAAUUAAGGAACUCAUUACGUAGCAUUGAAUGGGACUUGGAAGAUUUAGAAGAUACAAUUAGUAUAGUUGAAAAAAAUCCAACUAAAUUUCGUAUUGAUAAUAGAGAACUAUCUAGUCGCCGGCAUUUCAUCGACAACACUCGCGAUGAAGUCAAACAGAUGAAAGAGAAAAUGAGCCUGAAUCGUGCUCGAGACAGGGAUAUAACAGCACAUCAGCCACUUUUGGAUGAACACAAUAAACAGCAGCAACACGAAAACAAUUUAGAAAACGAUCAAAAUUCAACGAAUAAUUAUAACUAUCAUCAGCAUCACAACUUAAACGAUCGUACACAUUUAGUCGAUUGUUCCAAUUUAACAUCGCAUACUUUGCUAAACGGCGGUGCAAAUAACGCUGGUAACGGUAGUGGCGGAGGAGGUGGUGGAAAUAGUGUAGCAAGUACUUUAGCCGGCACAAUGGCAGCGGUACGUCACAGUGGCGCAAAAUAUUCCAAAUUGGAAAAUGCAUUAGACAGCCCGGGACAUUAUAAUACUUUGGAUAGUCCGUCGCACAGAUUCGUGGGUGAAACGGUGUCGGUGCAACAGCGCAUGAUACAGGGACAAGAUGAACAACUGGAUAUGAUAAGUGAUUCGAUAGGAACCUUGAAGACUGUAUCACGUCAAAUAGGUGUGGAAUUAGAUGAACAAGCUGUAAUGUUGGAUGAUUUUGGUAAUGAAUUUGAAACAACUGAUUCGAAAUUGGAUUCAACUAUGAAGAAAAUGGCCAAAGUUUUACAUAUGAAUAAUGAUAAACGUCAAUGGGCUGCUAUUUUAAUUCUGACAACGGUUUUAUUAAUUGUGAUAAUUUUAUUUAUUGUUUUGUAAAUUAAUAUUAUUUUUCAAAUCAAACUAAUUAAUUUUUCAGUUGUCUUACGCUAAAGAAGAUUAUUACUAAUUUUUACUUUAAGUCUAAAUAAUAAAUAAUUUCGCUAUUUUUUGAAAAUAUUUUUUUUUUUCAAAUAACCAGCAUUCUACUGUAAUUUGUUUUUUAUUAUUAUUAUUAUUAAAUUAUAGCUACACACAUAUUAGUUAAUGAAAUUAAAUACCGUUCCAUUGCAAUAGUUAUUUCCUAAUUAAUAUAAACCUUAUAAAUUUACUUUAUGUAGUUUUAAUUAUAAUUUUACUCUACACUAAAACUAUUAUCGAUAUUAAUUUUUCAUGUCAAAAAUCACCUUGUACAAUGUAUUUAUUAAUUAUUCUAUAUAACAAGAGACAAACACAAACAAACAAACAGAUCUUACUAACUAAAUAUAUAUCAACACAAGACAUCUUAAUCGAUUAUAUAAAUGACAAAAUGAUAUUUAUUAUAAAGAAUAACAACAAAAAACAAAACAGAUUAUAACCCCUUAAUUUAAUCCUGAAAACAAAACUAUAUAAAUUUAAGUAACAGAAAAAAGCAAAGAAUGUGUAAUUAAAAUGAUAACAUAUAUUAUUAGAAAUUAUGUAUAAACAGUUGGAAAAAAUAUAAAAAAAAUAUAUAUAUAAACGUUGUUUUUACUAA
Messenger RNA from Calliphora vicina (urban bluebottle blowfly), 1940 nucleotides. It is a transcript of the gene Syx6, whose product is annotated as Syntaxin 6. Bases 269 to 1264 code for a protein of 331 amino acids. The transcript is spliced from 5 exons. Gene Ontology annotation, biological process: Golgi vesicle transport. The record is from RefSeq and is a predicted model, not a curated record. Gene Ontology annotation, cellular component: membrane. NCBI's taxonomy places the organism in Eukaryota, Metazoa, Arthropoda, Insecta, Diptera, Calliphoridae.